Molecule: messenger RNA, 1131 nt
Organism: Colletotrichum costaricense
Lineage: Eukaryota; Fungi; Ascomycota; Sordariomycetes; Glomerellales; Glomerellaceae
Product: short chain dehydrogenase
Exons: 4
Coding region: 1-1131 (376 amino acids)
Source: RefSeq, a predicted model, not a curated record
AUGCCUGGCGUUACUUCUCAGUCUACCGGUUCCAAGUACGAUGCCAUUCCCGGCCCCCUGGGUUUGGCCUCUGCUUCCCUCGAGGGCAAGGUCGCUCUCGUGACCGGUGCCGGCCGUGGUAUUGGUCGUGAGAUGGCCCUUGAGCUCGGACGUCGCGGUGCCAAGGUCAUCGUCAACUACGCCAACAGCGCCGAGACCGCCGAGGAGGUCGUCCAGGCCAUCAAGAAGUCCGGCUCCGACGCCGCUUCCAUCAAGGCCAACGUUUCCGACGUUGACCAGAUCGUCUCCAUGUUCGCCGAGGCCAAGAAGAUCUUCGGCAAGCUCCACAUUGUCUGCUCCAACUCUGGUGUCGUCUCCUUCGGCCACGUCAAGGAUGUCACCCCCGAGGAGUUCGACCGCGUCUUCUCCAUCAACACCCGUGGCCAGUUCUUCGUUGCCCGCGAGGCCUACAAGAACCUCGAGGUCGGCGGCCGUGUCAUCCUCAUGGGUUCCAUCACUGGCCAGGCCAAGGGUGUCCCCAAGCACGCCGUCUACUCUGGUUCCAAGGGAACCAUUGAGACCUUCGUCCGCUGCAUGGCUAUCGACUUCGGUGACAAGAAGAUCACCGUCAACGCUGUUGCCCCCGGUGGUAUCAAGACCGACAUGUACCGUGAUGUCUGCCGCGAGUACAUCCCUGGUGGCACUGAGCUCGACGACGAAGGUGUCGAUGAGUACGCCGCCGGCUGGUCUCCCAUGCACCGUGUCGGUCUCCCGAUCGAUAUUGCCCGUGUCGUCUGCUUCCUGGCUUCCCAGGACGGCGAGUGGAUUAACGGAAAGGUCCUCGGCAUCGACGGUGCCGCCUGCAUCCAGUCUUUACCAGCCUGUAAACCCAAUUCCAAAAUGCACGCCGCCUCUAUUCUCGUCGUUGCCCUCUCGGCCGUCGCCAUGGCUGCCGACAAGCCCAAGCGCGAUUGCAGACGCGACAGAUCCCACCCCGGCCGCGGCUGGUACUGGAUUGUCGAGGGCGACACCCUCAACGAGAUCGCUGCCGACUUCGGUUCCACCGCCAACAUCAUCGCCGCCAUGAACGGCAUCCCCAACCCCGACUCCAUCCCGGCCUGGAAGACCAUCGUUGUCCCUUGCCCUCCUUAG